AUGGAUGUAGAAAGUGAAUUUGAUAAUUUCUCCCAAGUUAAUUAUCCUCAUUUCCAUGAAUCGGGUAAUUUUGUUCUCGAUCUUUUCUCAAUCUCAAUUUGUUUGGAAAUAAUUAUCGGUAAUCUAUUGGUAAUAAUUGUCGCCCUCAAGUAUAAAUGUUUCGGUUCCAAAUCAACCAACAGGUACAUCAUCUCAUUGGCCUUGUCCGAUUUGACCAUCGGCGUUAUCGUGAUACCUUUGAACAUCCUGGAGAUUGCUAAAUAUCAUCUUCUUUUUUUGUUCCAAGAAAUUUCCGUUAUCUCCUCCAUCUUUAAUCUGACCGUUCUAUCCAUGGACCGAUACAUGGCGAUUCGCAAGCCAAUCGGCUAUUCCCGUAAACUGACCACUCGCCAAGUGAACAUAAACAUCGCACUGGUUUGGUUUUCCACUUUGGUCAUUGUCAAGUUACCACAUAUCAUUGAUUACGCUUGUAUUGGAACUCAUGAUGAAGACUCAGCGAUUUGCGAUUUCCUUCAUGGUAAAGAGAUUCUGGUUGUCAUUCUACUUCUCAUCUUCUAUUUACCUUUAAUUUUAAUGAUCAGUUUCAAUGUUGGAACAUAUCGAUUGGCAUUGGCAAGUUUAACGCUUAAACGACGUCGAUCAAAAUUCAAAACAAAACUAAACUUUAUCGCUCAUUAUGACACUGGCGGUGGUACCGAAUAUGGAACCGUUGUAAAUGGUGGUGGUGGUGAUUCUGAUUCCAAGGAAAUAUCAAGAUUCUCAGCGCUAAUGAUACAACAUAAAUUGUCCUUCACCCUUGGACUAAUCAUGUUGGUGUUUAUUGUUUGUUGGGCUCCGUUUUUCAUAGUGUCAACGAUAAUUUGUCUCUGCUCCGAGUGUACACAAUUUCUGGCACCAAUACACAAUUUCGCCAUUUGGUUGGGUGUAGUUAAUUCUGGUAUGAAUCCAAUCAUUCAUUUUAUACUAAGUCGCAAAUUUCGCACGGCAAUAAGGUCACUUUUCCGACUAUCAAGUUCACCAUCGAAAUCAAUAACCUCACCAAGACCAUCAUCGGUCCAACGACCAACGGCAACAUCCAUCAUCUUACCAAGUAAAUUUUUCUCCAACGGAAUUUAAUCCAAUCUUUUAAUCAUCCCAAUUGUUUAUUGUUAAUUAAUUCUAUUUGUUAAUUUCUUCUGUUAAUUAUCUUCAUCUUCUUCCAAUUGCUCCUAAUUGUUGAACAUUUAAUUUCGCAUCUUCAGUAAGAGAUAAAAUCGACUCUUGAUAACUUCAUUUUCACAUGUUAAUGUGUCUUUCCAAUUGUUUACCAACAAGUUAAUUGUUACAAUUUAUUCUAAUCUUUGGAACAAUUUAAAUUGUGAUUUUCUCCACCACAAUUCCCUAAAUUGUAAAUUCAUUUUUCCCCUUUUCUUUUCUGCCUAUUUGUUGAUUGCUCUCUUAUAACAUUCAAUCAACGAGCCUUCUAAAUACUACUACAUAUGAAUUCCCAUAGACCUUGGAUGUUAAUCACUUUUCUUAAUUCAUCACAAUUUAAUCGGAGGUUUAUAAAGGGAAAAAAAGUAAUUCUUCCUGUUUCAUUUUCUUCACAAUCAACAUUCAACUUUCAGCUAUUUGGGUUACAAUUAAUUCUUAAUCAUAUCAACAUAAUCAUCAACAUCAACAAAUUCACAAUCAACUUCAUUAUUUAACUUAUUGUGAUCAAGAAAAAAAAAUGCUCAAAAAUCAUUAACAAAAUUGUGGCAAUUAUUGCAAAAUCAACUAAUCAUAUUGGAUUAAGAAUCAUUUUGACACACAAUUAAAUCCUAAUAUCAUUUUAUAUAUACAAACAAUUAAUCAUGACAACAAUUUGUUGCCUUAAUAUCAAUCAUAUAACAUUAAUCAUCUCAUACAAUUAGAAAUUAAUUUGUAGUCAUUAAUUUAAAUCAAUCCAAUAUUAAUAAAUUGUCAUAAUUUACAAAUAUCACAUAAUUGAUUGAUUGUUAAUCAUAAUUUGGACAAUUUAAACCUCAAAA
This is a messenger RNA of Panonychus citri (citrus red mite), 2012 nucleotides long. Its product is annotated as probable G-protein coupled receptor No18. NCBI's taxonomy places the organism in Eukaryota, Metazoa, Arthropoda, Arachnida, Trombidiformes, Tetranychidae. Bases 1 to 1116 code for a protein of 371 amino acids. The record is from RefSeq and is a predicted model, not a curated record. The transcript has a single exon. Gene Ontology annotation, cellular component: dendrite; membrane. Gene Ontology annotation, biological process: chemical synaptic transmission; G protein-coupled receptor signaling pathway, coupled to cyclic nucleotide second messenger. Gene Ontology annotation, molecular function: G protein-coupled serotonin receptor activity; neurotransmitter receptor activity.